CAAAAUCCUACUCCUGGACUCGCCACUACGGUUUAGCGCCAUGCUUUUGGUAUCGCCUAAAACCGUAGCGUUGUGCAUCUCCCCACUCAUCUCUGGUUGUACAUCUCCCUACUCAUCUCUGUUCACAACAAUGUGAACGGUGAUAAUGCGAUCCGCCUAUUAAGUUAUUUUCAGUGUUUUUUCGCGAAUUCAAGCAGUUUUUCUUCUCGAUUGACCCUUAAAGUUAUGCAAAAAUGAGAAAAAACAACGGGAUUUUCGUGAUAUGUGUGGUGUUGCAAUAUCUAUGCGGUAUCUGUACAACCCAUUUGCUUAUAAACGUCAAAAAUCAGGGUGGUGAUAUCCUUUUAGAAACAAUUUCAUCAAAUGUUACUGAGGAUAUGAUUACUUUGGAAUUCCAGCGUUCUGAUGGAACCCUAGUUACUCAACUUAUAGACUUUAGAAAUGAAGUGCAAGUUAUAAAAGCUUUAGUUCUGGGUGAAGAAGAACGAGGACAAAACCAAUAUCAAGUAAUGUGCUUUGUUAAUCACUUUUAUAAAACGGACUUUAUAUCUUCUGAUGCAAUGUCCAAACUUCGACAAAAGAAUCCAGGCACAAUUCGUAUUGCCGAGGAAGACAGGGGUCAUUCUAAUUAUACAAUGGACUUGUUCCUAGAUAUUUCACAGUCCAAAAUAAUUUCAAAUCAAGUAGCUAUACUAUGUGCCGAGGCUGCAGAUUCAACAUAUACAAGAAACGAGGAUCUAAAACAGUGGAUCCAGAGAGCUGGUUCAUCCGAAGCAGCACUUACGGCCGCAGUGAAAAACUUCACCACGAUUUCGGUAAGUCAACAAACCAGUAAUGACACAAAGUUACCGUCAGUAACAAAAUGCGCGGAUACUUCAAAUUUAUGGGCACCAUGCACGUGCUCGUUAGAAUUAUGUAUAGGUUGGUACCCAUGUGGUUUAAAAUUUUGCAAAGGAAAAAGCGACGGUAAGAAAGUAGCAAACACUUACCGCUGCGGCAUUAAAACGUGCAAGAAGUGCUUCAUAUUUUCAUACUACUCGAAAAUGAAACAGAACUGUCUUUGGGACGAAUGACACAUCAGAUCGCGAUAAGCAUAGCUUUUUUUAAACUAUUCUUGACGAUAGGACAAAUAAUCCCUCCUUCACACUAAAUCUACAAAAUACACUGUUCACAUUAGAAUCCUACAGUAAUUCUAUGAUAAACUUUAGCAUAUGAUUUGUUAUGUGUACAGGUAGCAUAUGCAUACAAAAUUUAACAAUAUUUACUUGUACCAUUGAUACGCGUAUACUCCCAGAUUUAGUGUGAAUUAAAUGGAUGAAAAUGUGAAAAAGUGCUGAUUAUUCUUGGAUAACGUGUUCAGGCGUAUAUCAAAUGCCUAGAUAGAAUUCCGAUAACAAUUCUAAUUGGAAUAACAGUAAGUCAGUAUCAUCCGCUUAUAUCCGAUAUCGUCUCAGCGGGAAGAUCCAAGAGUGUUUAUUUUCUGCGUUUGUUGAAAUAAAUUAAAACAUUAAAUGUUGUCUAACGAAACCUCAUUUAAGGGAUCAUAAAAAUAAUCCUAUGAGGAUGAGAUAUCGAUGAUGCAAUACUUGAAUUCACUCACAGCACUUUUUCCUUACAAGUACACGUUACCGUAACAAUGUAAGGAUGGUAAAAAAGUUGGAAAACUUCAAACCUUUGGUAAUUACAAAAAAAUUGAAAAAACGAAACAAUUUUCCAACAUUCAAAAAAGAAGUUUGUUCAAUGUACGAAUUCGCUUCGAAUGAACGCAUUCGUAACGCAAUGUCAUUUUCGCGAAAAGAAAAGCAUCUACGCGUAUAUAGCGAUCAAAAUAACAAAAACACAUUCCACCAAAAACUUAAGUAUUACUUUAAAAUUAUAAUUUUCCCCAUAUUUCUAGUCCGAUAUUUAAAAAUUUACAUUUUCUAGGUUAACAGCGUAAGCUCUCUCAAAAGUGUCUUGUAAUCAAUGUAUUUUGAAUUUUUUUCAACGUAACAUAGAAUUAGCUAAUCUAUCUCUGUCAUUCCCACUCUUUGUAUUUACAUUCCUAAGCUACAUCUUGCCUGGACAUUUAUCGGAUGGUAAACAUUCCAUACAAGAUUAACAGAGCCACGAAUAUACAUACGAUUCCUUACACGUAUUAUAUAAAGAUAAAAAAACAUAACCAAGAACAAUGCGUUACUUAUCGUUCAUUCGAAACGUCCAGAUUAUAAUGCGUUCAAUUUGCAUGUUAUAUCAAACUCACAUUUUUAAUUGGGAACAUAAAAGAAGAGAUAGAAAAUUAAGAAGAAUCCCAUACCUAUAAUCCACUCCAACAUUGAACGCAUUAUAAGAUAAUAAUUACUGUACGGUAUCGUACAUUUCUAGCUAAUUUUACACGUGACUCGAGAAGCUGCCACACACGCGUAUACAUACAUGUAAUAUUUCUAAUCUUAAGUAGCAAUUGUAAAUAAUGUGCAAAAAUAAUUAAAUCAGAAGAAACGUUAAUUAAUGAUUGCGCGAAGCGGCGGGCAGAAAUUUGAAAAUUUUUGUUUACUGCCCAUCUGUAUAUACGUAUAAUUCAAUUUUUGCAAAAACGUAAUGAACAUGUACAGUAUAUAAUUAAACAAAGAAAAGCGCAACUAUUUUAUUCGUCCCUUAAUUGCGGACGAGUUUGAAAUAACAAAAUUCAUCGUAAAUGCUACUCUAGAUAAUUACUUAUUAUAUUGAUUAUUCUCUUAUUCUUGUCAUUCGAUGCGUCCACGAGAAGAGCGCCGACUCUCUUGGAGAGGGACUUUUUAAAAUAUAAAGAAAGACUGCGAAAUCUGUCCAUUCGAUGCUAAAAUAUCAACGAACCGCACUGAUAUCCUUGCUAAUUAGAAAAACGUUCAUGCAGACAGCUUCUGAUAUUUAUUCGUGCUUUACGUGCUCCCUGUCGGAAAGAAAAUGAACUAAGAACGAGCAAACCGACAGUCAGUGCAAUAAAGAAUAAUACGUUAGACUAAUAUAAAAUUAUACUAUGCCAAUUAACAUGACACAAAAUUAUACGAACUUCUAUAGUUCUGAUGAUCUUGCACGGACUGUACAUACGUAUAUAAAUUAUGCGUAUUUUCACAACUUCCAAGGUAUCUAGGUCCACGGCAGAUCGUUCAUGUCGCGAUUUUCCAAUAUUUAACGACGCUUCUUUAAACUUAGUUUGAAACCGACACGCUGACGUCAUUAAAAUGACGUGUCGUCGAUGAAAAAAAGAAAUACUCAUACAAGUCAAUACGACGUAUGAAAGAUACGAUAAUUCAAAAUACAGACUAUAAACGAGUAACGUAUAGAAAUAUAGCAAUAUCUAUGUAUAUGUAAGAUACUCACGAGCAAAACAUUUUACACAAUAGUAAUAGUAAUUAAUGAUUUCAAUGAUAAGAAUAUUUUAAGGACAUGACAUAUAUAUAUACACACAUAUUAGAAGAAAAAUAUUGGCAGAUACAUAAUAUGUAACAUAGCGUGACAGUUGUCGAAUCUGCCACUGGCCAUCCAUCUUUCAAGCUUUUUUGAGGAAAAUAAAAAAGGAAGUUUAGGUCAUUGAGCGCCUAUAGCGGUACACGUUUUUAUGGCGAUCCGAAAAAACAAUUAUAAGGGUGGUGGGGGAAGAUUAAAAAAUCAACUGACCACAUUGACGUUUUGUUAUCGAAAAUGUACUUCGUGGAUGGUGGGUGUAGGA
Cephus cinctus (wheat stem sawfly) is the source of this 3688-nucleotide messenger RNA. RefSeq names its product out at first protein (gene oaf). The record is from RefSeq and is a predicted model, not a curated record. Bases 234 to 1073 code for a protein of 279 amino acids. Lineage: Eukaryota; Metazoa; Arthropoda; Insecta; Hymenoptera; Cephidae. The transcript is spliced from 4 exons.